UUUCCCUCCCUCGCGCAAUUCGCUCCUUGUAUUGGGGUGGAUGACGCGGCACCCAUACCUGUGCUGUGUGCUUCUUGCGCCGGCUGGGCGUGCAGCCUGGGGAAGGAAGGGUGAUGGGGAUGCGGCUGCCAUGGUAACACGUCGAUUAGAUUCAGACCUUUGUGUGUAUUUAUUUAUUUAAUAUUUCAGUUGCGUGCGUGCGUGCCUGCCUGAGAGGUGACGGGUGUUUUGGAAGUCAGCCUGCAAUCGGAAUCAGAAUAGUAAGACUGGUGUCGCGUUCCUUUUGAGUUAUGAUUGGCCAUAGAAUUGCCUAUUUAAAUAUUUGGCUAUUCCUUCUCAAGCUCAACAAGUUAUUCCGGUUGGAACAGUUCUUCAUGGAUAUAAUUCAUUCAAGUGCACUUCAUUUCCUUGCAUGGUUUGAUUCAUCAAGAUUCGUUUUAAAAACAUGUAAAUGAAACGAAGGUUUUGUUAAUCGUAAACGAAUAGGAUGGGCUCCAAAGAUGUCGCUGUAACGGUCCAAGGAUGUCAUUGGGAGUGACUGGAGAAGUGGAAGAGGAGGGGAAACGAGUCUGAAAUAGCAGAACAUUUAUCCGGGCGGGUUUGGAGACGUCACAUAUUCUGCACUUGCCCAGGUUGUCUGUUCUGUUUGUGUGUUUCCGAACUGGAUUCCGAAAAUAACCCUAAUGCUGACGUUAACAGCUUGUCUUGUUUUACGUGCCCAGACAAAGGGGAUAUUAUUGGGUGUUAGGCGAGUGUCGACUAAAUUGGGGGUACCACCACUUGCAUAUGUACUCUUGCUUAUUUUCGUGUCUUUGUGUGUGUAUCUCUGUCUGUGUUUGAAAGCGUGUUUCAGUAUAAAUCGGUGCGUUGGUGAGUCAGACUGUGUGCAAGUGUCCGUCUGUGUGUGUCUCGUGCCCGUUUGUGUCCGUUAAAACAAACCAAUCCGUGCUGAUGAGGCUCACGUGUACUUGUCAUUCAUAGGUAGCCAACCACCCAAAACUACCACCUCAUCCACUGUCAAGAUGAACUCUUACAGAAUACUACCAUGUGUUGAUGAGAGCAAGAGGGAGACAUAUCCUUGACAACCAGAGAGGGAGGGUCAAAGAGCGACCUGCGUCAUUAUCCCUGAGAGAGAGACCAGGAAUUAGGUGCCAAUAUGCCUGGUGUGGAAACGCUGAGGGCGGCAGUAGAAAGGAGAAGGUGGGCCUCAGGCCAGGAGAACAAGGGAGGAUGGAGAGAUCUCGAUGAAGAAAGGCGAGCUGGGGAAAGGAGGAGAUAAGAGAAAGCACUGACAGCAUAUUUUUGGAGUGACAAAUGUAUUGUUUUUACGUGGCAAACACCCAGAGGUGGGGUUAGGAUGCACAGAUCAGUGGAGAGGAGACAGAUCACUGCAAGCCAUUGGAGAUUAUAAAAACUUGAGGUCAACUAUUUAAUCACCACCUUUCUCUUUCCCCAGACAGUCUUAGCUAGUAGCCUGUUAUUAGGCUCCUAGUUGAACAUUGACAGGACAUAUUGUCCCGUUUUGACAAUCUGUUUCCAGAGGGAGAGUGACAGGUUAUAUUGAUCUCCCUUUGUCCCCCUUCUCCCUGGUUAGGGGAUGGAUGGGGUGGCGGGAGGUGUUGGGCCCCCUGGCGGGGGUGAGGGUCGGCCGGGUCGUAGUGGAGGAGACUCUAAAAGGCGCAGUAAGGGCAGCCUGCCCUCCCCAGGGUACCGCCUCUCCCAGGCAUCGCUGGAGGGUGACAGGUCAGGGGUCGAGGGGUCCGUUUCCGGAGGGGGGCGACGGCGCCUCUCCAUCUUGAGUGCCACCAGAGACGGCCUCCCCUUCCAUUCAGCUGGCACUCCGACCACCCCUGUCCCCCUGCCCCCUCCUCCAGCCCCCUUCUCCUCCACCCAGCAGCGUUCUGUUGGCUUUUCCUCGUCACGCGCCGCCCUUGCCUCCACUUCCUCCUCCACCGGCACCGGAGUGGUCGUUGUAGCGUUGGGCCCGGAAACCACGACAAACACGGCUUGUAACACCGUGGCGGGCACGCCGGAGAUGGGGAGUCUGUCUGGGACGGGGGGCAUGGGGGGGUUUGGGAUGGGUCUAGACGGGGAGGACUACAGCUACUCCAACCAGUCCACCUUCAUCCAGAGACAGUUUGGAGCCAUGCUGCAGCCGGGGGUCAACAAGUUCAGCCUGCGCAUGUUUGGGUCCCACAAGGCCGUGGCCAUGGAGCAGGAGAGACUCAAAUCAGCAGGGGAGUGGAUCAUACACCCCUACAGCGACUUCAGGUUCUACUGGGAUCUGAUCAUGUUGUGUUUGAUGAUGGGGAACCUGAUCAUCCUGCCAGUAGGAAUCACCUUCUUUAAGGAUGAGAACACUCCUCCCUGGAUCAUCUUCAACGUGGUCUCUGAUACUCUCUUCCUGGUUGACCUGGUCCUCAACUUCAGGACCGGUAUCGUCAAGGAGGACAGCACUGAGAUACUGCUAGACCCCAAGGCUAUCCGUCAGCGCUACCUAAAGAGCUGGUUUGCGGUGGACUUUGUGUCGUCCAUCCCUGUGGACUACAUCUUCCUGAUGGUGGACUUGGAGGCCCGGCUGGACUCAGAGGUUUAUAGGACGGCCAGGGCCCUCCGCAUCGUACGCUUCACCAAGAUCCUCAGCCUGCUACGCCUGCUGCGCCUGUCACGACUCAUACGCUACAUCCACCAGUGGGAGGAGAUCUUCCAUAUGACCUAUGACCUGGCCAGUGCCAUGGUGAGGAUAGUCAACCUGAUAGGCAUGAUGCUGCUGCUGUGCCACUGGGACGGAUGUCUACAGUUCCUGGUUCCCAUGCUGCAAGACUUCCCCCUGGACUGCUGGGUCUCCAAGAAUAACAUGGUGAAUGAUACGUGGGGGAUCCAGUACUCCUAUGCCCUUUUCAAAGCGAUGAGCCACAUGUUGUGUAUUGGCUACGGUGCCCAGGCUCCAGAGGGCAUGACAGACGUGUGGCUCACCAUGCUCAGUAUGAUCAUUGGUGCCACCUGCUAUGCCAUGUUCAUCGGCCAUGCCACCGCUCUCAUACAGUCCCUGGACUCCUCAAGACGACAGUACCAGGAGAAAUAUAAGCAGGUGGAGCAGUACAUGUCGUUCCAUAAGCUCCCUGCAGAUGUCCGUCAGAGGAUUCAUGAGUACUACGAGCAUCGCUUCCAGGGCAAGAUGUUUGAUGAGGAGAACAUACUGGGUGAACUCAGCGAACCACUAAAGGAGGCGAUAGUUAGCUUUAACUGCCGUAGCCUGGUGGCUCACAUGCCGCUGUUUGCUAACGCGGACCCUAACUUUGUGACGGCAGUGCUGACCAAGCUUCGUUUCGAGGUGUUCCAGCCCAAUGACUUCAUCAUCCGUGAGGGCACGGUGGGACGCAAGAUGUACUUCAUUCAACACGGACGAGUCGGCAUACUCACCCGUGGAAACAAGGAGACCAAACUCAGUGACGGGUCCUACUUUGGGGAGAUCUGUCUGUUGACUCGGGGCCGGAGGACGGCGAGCGUCAGAGCAGAUACAUACUGUCGUCUCUACUCCCUCAGUGUGGACAGCUUCAACGAGGUCCUGGAGGAACACCCUAUGAUGAGGCGGGCCUUCGAGACGGUGGCCGUCGACCGGUUGGACCGCAUCGGUAGGAAGAACUCUAUCCUGAUGAGGAAGCCGUCCCAGGCGGGUUCCAUGGCGGGGGGCAGCGGUUUGGGGCGUGGGGGUCGAGGAGGAGGAGGGGGCGGGGCUAGGCAUGGGAGGGCUGGGCUCCUGUGACAGCAUGCUGGUUCAGCAGAUUGUUAAACACGACAGCAUGCCAGCCAUGCAGGAGGCCAUUGCUGCUGCCGCUGCAGGAAGGGGAGGGGCCACGGGAGGAAGUGGUACGGUCUCCCCUAGGCCCCACCCA
This is a messenger RNA of Oncorhynchus tshawytscha (Chinook salmon), 3896 nucleotides long. Its product is annotated as potassium/sodium hyperpolarization-activated cyclic nucleotide-gated channel 4-like. Lineage: Eukaryota; Metazoa; Chordata; Actinopteri; Salmoniformes; Salmonidae. The record is from RefSeq and is a predicted model, not a curated record. The transcript is spliced from 9 exons. Gene Ontology annotation, biological process: potassium ion transport; transmembrane transport. Gene Ontology annotation, molecular function: voltage-gated potassium channel activity. The coding region runs from base 1598 to 3766 and encodes 722 amino acids. Gene Ontology annotation, cellular component: membrane.